Paramuricea clavata is the source of this 5403-nucleotide messenger RNA. The record is from the annotation of a GenBank genome assembly. Lineage: Eukaryota; Metazoa; Cnidaria; Anthozoa; Malacalcyonacea; Plexauridae.
AUGAAGAUGUUUUCAUUGCUUAUAGUACUAACGUUUUGCAUACAUGGCAGUUCAGCUCGUGGACUUUAUGACGAGUUAGAAGAGUUAGAAGGUAUAUGUUGUAAUAAUAAUAUUUUAAUAACUAACGUCAAACGCGAGGAUGAGAGUUCAUGAGAGUUGGCAUUCUAGAUUAACAAAAUAAAGGUUUGAUAUGGUAUAGUGUUGGGAAAACAUUAAGAACAGCUAAUCAAGGUCGCGUGAUUGCCAACUCUCAUUCUCGUUUGAUCCGGGGUUGAAUAAUAUAUUUAUUUUUUACAUCCUCUUUACAGAAUUUGAUCAAUAUGUUCGAGGGAUACCGGCAACGGCUACACCGCAACCUGAAGAAUUUGUACCAGGUAUGUAGGGGAUAAGCGUUUUUCUCCAUCGCGUGUCGUCUAGCGCGGGAGCUAAGGAAGCACAAUCAAUUUACUCUUUCAAAAACUUGUAAAACAAUUUAAUAGGCAAUUCCAGCUUUUAGGACAGGAAGUAAGGUAUCAUAUUGCUGAUUAUGCUGAAAAAUUUCAUAAAAACUUCCGAAACAACCCAACUAUUUUAAUAUUUACAAGUAUAAGCUGUCACACGGUCACCAUAUUUUUAUUUUCUCAGCAUAAUCAGCACUAUGAUACCUUACUUCCAAUCCCCCCCCCCCCUGCACGCAUAAACUAAAAGCUGGAAUUGCCUAUUGUUAGAUAAAAACAACUAUGGAUCUUAAUAUACGGCCGGGUCACACCAAAUUAAUUUCCUUUUAUAAAUCUCUUGUAUAAAUAAAGGAUUUUACAUGGCGGCGCGAAGAUAUGAUUUUUACCUUCGAGUGGUGAAAACAAUAUUUUACGAACGAGCGCAGCGAGUGAGUAAAAUAUUGUUUUUAACAAAAAUGAUUGUUUUUAUAUAGUCCCAAGGAAAAAAUUGUUAAAUUUCGCGCUUAAAAGCAAAUUAGAAAAAGUCAGGUGAUCGAUAUCUUCACUAGUGAAGAUAUGGAAAAUAUCUCACUGUGUAUUUUUCAGUAUCUCACUCUCUACUAUACCGUAUAAUAAAUAGCUAUAAUUAUAUUUAUAUUUUUCUCUCUUUGUAAAUAUCUUUUCUUGUGCUAGUGACCCCCUUGAGGAAGUCAACUAUUGCUGCUGACAAGGCUAGCGUCAUUAAAUAAAGUUUACAUACAUACAUACAAUUAUAGAACAAAAUUGUAAUUUCAUCUCCGCAAGUAAAAUAAAAAACUCCUCAUGGAUACACGGAAAUACCCUUCCCGCUAGGCAAGACCUCUCGGCGAUCACACGAACAGGAACUAAGUAUACAAAUUGUGUUUGUAGAUUGCAUCAAGGAUAUUCUAAUUCUCUGGGAUAACUCGUAUUCCAUUGGCAUAGGAGCCUUCACAGAUAAAAUAAGACCUUUUAUCAGAAAACUUAUAAAAAGUCCACGACUAAACGUAGGAGAAGGGGGUACCAAUAUUGGCGUUGUUUCGUUCAGCACACAGGCCCAAACUAGGCUGUUGUGGGACGUUUCAGACCAUCCAAAUGAAGAUGAUAUCCUGGCUCAGGUCGAUGCGAUGAACUACACUCUUCUGAAGGGAGAUGGCACAAGAACAGGCAUUGCUUUAAAGACGGCAAAUGAGGUAAUUAUAACCAUAAUCUUUGACAUAACUUUCCCUGUAUACAAAAUUCUCAUACCCCCUAUGAUAAACUUCAUGUUGAGUCCCCCGCCCCCCCCCCCAAACUCAAUGUCGAGCUUGUAGUAUGGUAAAUUACCAAAAGUUGUUUUGGCGUUGUUUACAACAUUGAAGGGGGGGUGACAAAGUUCGUUUUGUAAAAUGUUCAUUUACUUUGCAAUAUUGGCUGGAAUGGUCUCAAGGGCUAUGUCCAAGCUUGUAGAAUAAUUAAGUAUCUUUCAAGACCAAGGAAAACUCAGAACAACUUCCAGCCAUGUGUCCUGAAAUUGAGGAAACAUUUUUCCCGCAGAUGAGCAAAAGAGGGAACAAUUUUUCCAAACAAUGUUUCCUAGACGUGAGAAACCAGCAACCAUUGUUUCCAACCAUGUUUUCGGGAAAUUGGGCAUAGCAGGAAACAUUGUUUCCUGGACAUGUUGCAGAAGAAAAAAACAGGAAAGAUUGCCCAUACAGUACAUAACAUCUGAAUGAAUUGCUGGAUUCAAUACAACAAAUUUUGUGCGACUGAACAUUACAACAUAUUUCAUAUUUCCAGCUGUUUUCUGACAAAAGCCCAUACAACUACCGACCAACGAUAGGCGAUGUGGUGGUUUUAUUCACGGAUGGAGAACCUAUUAGGCGACUUCGAGAACCGGAUAAUGAAGACAGUUUCGGCUUCAGAUCGGAAACAAAAAUGGCUACUCAUUAUGCUGUGGAACUCAAGAAAAAGAAUAUUACCGUGGUAGGAUUGGCUGCCGGACGAGAAGGCACUAUCGACAAAUUUUAUGACGACCUCACAGAUUGGUCGAACUUCGUGUUUAAAACGGAAUUUACUGACCUCGAUAGUAUACUGGACAAAAUUGUCAAUGCAUCAUGUACUAGUGCAGGUGAGACUAUUGCUACAACUGAUGUCGAUCGUACAAGAUACCGCCUGCUGCACCAUGGAAGGGUCACACACAAAUUCUGCAGGGCGGGUGGAAUCUUGUAAAAUAUUGGUCAUUACUAAUUCAAUUAAAUAUACAGUAAUGAAUUUUAAUAAUUAACUAGCGCUCGUUUCAGCCAAUCACAGUACAGCUUUCGGCCAAAAUCGUAACUGAUUGGUCAGUUGCAUUUUUCCUCAGCAAUGCGUAGCAAUAAUUGCAAUCUUUUAAGAUCUUUCAUAAACUAGCUUAGAAAAUACAUGCAUGCAGAACCCCUCGCCUUGCUGACAAAACCAUUGUAUUUUCCGAACAUGAAGUAUCUAAAGUAAGUCUUUAAGAAUAUUCUUACAAAUGAAAAAUCGCCUAAAAAUAUCACUUUUAAUUACAAAAUUAUCAAUUUCCCAACAUAUAUAUGUUAGGUAUGUUAUUAUACGUAAUAUAAGCCUCAAUUUAACGUAAAAUUCAACCACAAACGCCGGCUUCGCAAAACGUUUUAAAGUGUUCUUUAUAAAACCAUGAUAAAACUAAACUGCCUUUAAUUAAAUGGCUUUAUCGAUAAACUUUGAGUUUGCAAUAAAAUGAUUUCAAAUUCUCGCUUGCAAAUAACUUUGCUUUCUUUUUUAUUUUAAAAAUUCAAUAUAAUAAAAAGGGAAUCAAUAUUAAAGAUACACUGGAAUUAUAUGCUGUCUAUUAUCUGCGACGCAAAGGCCGUCGGGUUUUAAAGCCAUUAUAAAAUCAAUAUUUAAAACAAACUUACCUUCGUUAACGUCGCCUCCCUUCCUUUAACCGAUUCUUUCGCCCUUUCUUUCUUUCUUUCUUGAAAUUUACAAAAUCUUGCAAAAAUGCGAGCACAAAUUAAAUAUAUUUGCGAGAAAUUUAUCAAUCAUCAAAUCAAGAAAUGUUUGCUAUUUCGCUGUCGUCAUGCGGUCGUUAUAAUGCUAACGUUAAAUUGGACCAACCAGUGUCCGCUAUUCAUGACAGUCCGCCAUAUUUUUGAGAUCAGUGAGGAUGACCACCCAUCGUUGGUCACCCACGCCCGCGAUAAUUGAUGAACUUUAGACUUCGCUAAUGCUUUCGUUUCCCCCGGGUGUAAAUAGCCGGGGGAAAUUACCCUCGCACGGCGCUUCGCGCCGUCGGCUCGGGGAUUAAUUUGAGCUUUUAAGCCUUCAGGGUAAACUUUUUCACUAGUUUUAGUUUUUCCACCAAAAUGCCAUUUUGUCGUUAAGGAAUAACAUUUCCCACAUGCAGACAGCACUUUUGAGCAAAAACAUAACAGUUUUAGAACAGGCUUUUAUAAUGGCGUGUUGAACAAUGUAAAGCAAUGUUCAAGUACUUUCUUCCUUUUACAAUAUUAAUUAUUGCCAUUUGCCCCAUAUUCCUCAAAGUAUAUUGUGAAAAAUAUAUCUACGGAGAAAGAUUGAGUUUCCAAACUCAACUGAAGAUUGAGAUUCACUGUCGUACAUCCGUACACAAAAGUGUUUAAAUUCAUCCCUGGCAUCCAAUCUUCUUUGCAGGAGAAUGUGGCUGUGAUGAACUGAAUACAAAGGCCUAUACCAAGAAAGGACGAGACGCUAUUGUCGAGUGGUUACAACCAACCCUUACAUGUACAACCCGUCAACCAGCCAUUUUGGAAACGACGAUCAGCCAUAAUUGUUCCAAACCUGGCCAAAGAUUAACAGAAGGUCUGCAUGAGAUUAUUUAUAGCUUUACGUAUCAAGAUGGUGCUAAGCUAAGGACCCGACGCUGUAACGUGUCAAUAGACGUUUUAGGUAAGUCAAUGAAUAUCUACAUACCAAGCAGGGAGCUGCUGAAUAAUGUCUAUCUCUAUGUCAUUUCUUUCAUUUAGCUUGUGAGUGCCCAACUCAAACCGUUAAUGGAGUAAUAAGACCAUCUAGAACCCAAGGUCUAGCCAGUUGGAAAAUACCAGAACCGACAUGUCCAGCAGAACCAAAGCGACCGGUACCAGAGCCUGCGGGUUUGUUUACGGAAGGAGACCACACCGUGCAAUAUGUCUACACUCACACAAGUGCCAGCAAUACAUUUGAUAUAACAUGUGAUGUGAAUAUCAACAUGGAAGGUAUACGUAUUAAAUGUGCGAUGCCCAGUGAGCUCUAUAAUAUAUCUGGAGCAAGAGCUUCAGUCAUUCGGCCUAUGAGAAAAGUGAAGCUACGAUGGCGGCCAUUAACGUCCAAUAGCUCUGAAGGUCGUAAACAGUUUUUAUACCAUUUUUCCCAGCUAAUUCCAGUUUUUCUAACGGACCGCAUCGCUAAUCAAGUUUCAGUUCAUAAAAUCAUACCAUUAGUCUUUAAAUUGAAGUCAAAAUACGAAAUUUCGGCACACUCCUUGCAACGAUGGCGGAAAUUGAAGGAGCUAUAGGACAUCAGUUCCAGUCCCUUUCUAUUGUUUUUGUCUGCGCGGUUAACACGAAGCUGGCUUCACUUUUUGGACGCAAGUUCUCGCUCCAGUAUAUAUGGAGCUCACUGGCGAGGCCUCGGUACUGGCAUCAUCAAUACCCCUGCCAGGUUAUGUUUUUUUUAUCGGCGUUUAAUGCACCAAUUCGUUAAGCAAAUAUUCUAGGACAAUUAAGAAAACAACUAUGACACACACAAUGUUGUGGGAGAAGGGUUGUCGAGGAGAAAUGCUCCGAUUAUACUUUAAAUUGUGGCCAAAGUGUCGCCCCACAGACUCACUAUUACAGCAAUAUGAUUAUGAUAUAAUUAUAUGUCCUCAGGGGGUUGUGGUUCCCCCAUGUUGGACUUUACCCAAGGGGUAGUAGAUCCCCGAGAUGGGCAUCUUAAAUGUCCAAGGGGUAGUAGAUCCCCGUGA